Molecule: messenger RNA, 353 nt
Organism: Acaulospora morrowiae
Lineage: Eukaryota; Fungi; Glomeromycota; Glomeromycetes; Diversisporales; Acaulosporaceae
Source: the annotation of a GenBank genome assembly
AAAACUACUCUUUAUGUGAAAAACAUUAUAACCAGAUUGUUAGAAGUUCUUUUGUUAAAAUGAAAAGUAAAGUGGAUAAUUUAAGUUUUUCAGAUUUGGAAGAAGAGGAGAGAAAAAAUAGAAAGCUUACUGAUGUUAACGAUGAUUGUGGGUUUUUCAAUUUUGGAGUCCAAGUAUCUUUACCAGAUCCUGAGUAUGAAAUACUUUUUAAAAGAAUUGAAAAGUUGGAAAGUCUUAAUCAACAACUAUUAUCAGAAAAAAAAACACUAAAAAGAUUGUUAAAUGAAAAGCUUACUGACAAACAAGAUCAUUUAAAGUUGGUAAUGGAGAUUGCUAAAAUGGAACGACAUAAU